AACAGCCUGGGUUUGAUCUAUACCAUCUACGUGGAUGGACUAAGUGUGUCCUUGGAGAACGUCAUUGGGAACCUCCUGACGUGCAUCAUCCCCAUCACCGGCGGAGCUCAGAGGACGAUCUCUCUGGGAGCAGGGGACAGGCAGGUGAUCCAGACACCCAUCAAUGACUCGCUUCCCGUCAGCAGCUGCAGCGUGGCCCUGCUCUUCCGCCAGCUCGGCAUCACCAAUGUGCUGUAUCUCUUCUGUGCAGCCCUUACUGAGCACAAGAUCCUGUUUCUCUCCAGCAGUUACCAGAGGCUGACCGACGCCUGCCGGGCUCUCCUUGCACUUAUGUUCCCCCUCAAGUACAGUUUCACCUACGGGCCCAUCCUGCCUGCGCAGCUCCUUGAGGUACUGAGCACACCAACGCCCUUCAUUAUCGGAGUCCACUCCAUCUUCCAGUCGGAGACGCAGGAGCUGCUGGACGUUGUCAUCGCAGACCUGGAUGGCGGGACAGUGAAUGUCCCCGAGUGUGUACACAUCUCCCUGCUCCCUGAACCUCUACUCCAGCAGACCCGGGAAGCCCUCUCCAUGGUCUUGGACCCGGAGCUGGAGGUGGCAGAUCUUGCAUUCCCCCCUUCAGCGAUUUCUGCCUCUUCUCUCAAAAUGCAGGAUAAGGAGAUCCGUGCCGUCUUCCUCCGCUUGUUUGCACAGCUGCUUCAGGGCUAUCGCUGGUGUCUGCACAUCAUCCGCAUCCAUCCUGAACCGGUCAUCCGAUUCCAUAAGGCAGCCUUCCUUGGGCAGAGGGGGCUGACAGAGGACGACUUCCUCACCAAGGUGCUGGAGGGCAUGGCUUUCGCUGGCUUCGUGACCGAGCGGGGGGCCCCGUACCGCUCCAUCGACCUGUUUGAUGAGCUUGUGGCUUACGAAGUGAAGCGCAUGCGCGCAGAAGAGGGGAACAAGCAGAAAAUACUGCGGCACAUCAAGGAGCUGGCGGAGAAACUUUACAAAAACGAGAACCCGUACCCAGCGGUGACCAUGCACAAGGUGCAGAAGCCCACGGAAGGCUGUCACCUACGCCUCCACCAGAAGCCUUUUCCCCGUUUGGAUGAGGGGACAGUGCAGUGGAUCAUCGACCAGGCCACUGCCAAGCUGCAGACGGCCCCUCCUGCUGUGAAGGCGGAGAAGAAAUGCAUGGUGCCAUCGGGACCCCCCAUUGCCGCCAUCAUGGAGCGCAACGGCAACGCCCUGGCCAACAGUGCCCGUCGCCUGGAGGUGGUCAGGAACUGCAUCUCCUACGUCUUUGAGAACAAGAUGUUAGAAGCCAAAAAGUUAUUCCCUGCCGUGCUGCGUGCCAUGAAGGGCCGAGCAGCCAGGCACUGCCUGACCCAGGAGCUGAACCUGCACGUGCAGCAAAACCGGGCAGUGCUGGAUCACCAGCAGUUUGAUUUCAUAAUCCGCAUGAUGAACUGCUGUUUGCAGGACUGCACUGCCAUGGACGAGCAUGGGAUUGCAGCCGCUCUCUUGCCACUGGUCACCGCUUUCUGCCGAAAACUGAGCCCCGGCAUCACGCAGUUUGCCUACAGCUGUGUGCAGGAGCACGUGGUGUGGACCAACAUCCAAUUCUGGGAGGCCAUGUUCUACUGCGAUGUGCAGAACCACAUCCGAGCCUUGUACCUGGACAACAACGAGGAGAACCACACAGAUGAGAGCACGGAGGAGCCACAGGAAGCCAAGUCUGCCCUGGAGAUAGCAUCAGAGCAGCUGAGGCUCUGGCCCACCAUGAGCCGAGAGAAACAGCAGGAGCUGAUCCAGAAGGAGGAGAGCACUGUUUUCAGCCAGGCCAUCCACUACGCCAACCGCAUGAGCUACCUGCUGCUGCCCCUCGACACCAGCAAGAACCGCCUGCUCCGCAGCUCUGGGCUGGGAGACGUGGAGAGUGUCAGCAACAGCUUCGUCACCAACAGCAUCGCUGGCAGCGUGGCUGAGAGCUAUGACACAGAAAGUGGAUUUGAGGAUGCAGAGAGUUCCGAUGUGGCCAACUACGUGGUGCGAUUCAUCAACCGCUUUGUUGACAAAGUCUGCACGGAGAGUGGAGUCACCAACGAGCACCUGAAGGGGCUGCAUGUCAUGAUCCCUGAUAUUGUGCAGAUGCACAUAGAGACACUGGAUGCCGUGCACAGGGAGAGCAAGAGGCUUCCUCCCAUCCAGAAGCCAAAGCUGCUGCGCCCCAACCUGUUGGUCGGUGAGGAGUGUGUGAUGGAAGGGCUCCGUGUGUACCUCAUGCCUGAUGGACGGGAAGAAGCUGCUGGAGGGAAUAUUGGUGGUCCACCUCUCCUCCCCGCAGAAGGAGCCAUCUUCCUCACCACUUACCGCAUCAUCUUCAAAGGCACUCCCACGGACCCGCUGGUGGGGGAGCAGGUGGUGAUCCGGUCCUUCCCCAUCGCCUCGCUGACCAAAGAGAAGAAGAUCAAUAUCCAGGCCCAGGUGGAUCAGUUCAUCCAGGAGGGCUUGCAGCUGCGCUCGUGCACAUUCCAGUUGCUAAAGAUUGCCUUCGAUGAGGAGGUGGCUUCAGACAGCGCCGAGAUCUUCAGGAAGCACCUGCACAAGCUGCGCUACCCCCAGCACGUGCGUGGCACCUUCGCCUUCACCGUGGGCCAGUCGCCCAAACAAGCCAUGCAGCCCAAGGCCAAGGAGAAGAACCCCUCGCUCAGGACACUCUCCAAAAACCUGGUGAAAAAUGCCAAGAAAACAAUCGGCCGCCAGUACGUGACGCGAAAGAAAUACACGCCGCCCGCCUGGGAGCAGCGGAGCAGCCAGCAGUUCCCAGAGGACAACGAGGAUGAGAUCUCAGUGUCUGAAGAGAUGGACAGAAGCACUUUGACCCCCACCACCACCAUCAGACCUUCGGACAAGAUGACCAUCAACCACCUGGUGGAACGAGCCUGCUGCCGUGACUACCAACGGAUGGGGCUGGGCACCCUCAGCAGAAGCCUCACCCGCUCCAACCUCACCCGCUCCAAGAACGAGCCCUUCCGCAUCUCCACCGUGAACCGCAUGUACGCCAUUUGCCCCUCGCAGACGGACUCCACCAGUUUGGAGCAGGAGAAGUACCUGCAGGCCGUGAUCAACUCCAUGCCGCACUACGCCGACGCCAGCGGGCGCAACACGCUCAGCGGCUUCACCUCCGCGCACAUGAGCAGCUCAG
Cariama cristata (Red-legged seriema) is the source of this 3187-nucleotide messenger RNA. It is a transcript of the gene SBF1, whose product is annotated as SET binding factor 1. Lineage: Eukaryota; Metazoa; Chordata; Aves; Cariamiformes; Cariamidae. The record is from RefSeq and is a predicted model, not a curated record. Gene Ontology annotation, cellular component: cytoplasmic vesicle. Gene Ontology annotation, biological process: regulation of Rab protein signal transduction. The annotation marks the transcript as partial. The transcript has 23 exons.